Molecule: messenger RNA, 3283 nt
Organism: Diachasma alloeum
Lineage: Eukaryota; Metazoa; Arthropoda; Insecta; Hymenoptera; Braconidae
Gene: lace
Product: serine palmitoyltransferase 2
Exons: 8
Coding region: 298-1953 (551 amino acids)
Biological process (GO): sphingosine biosynthetic process; ceramide biosynthetic process
Cellular component (GO): serine palmitoyltransferase complex
Molecular function (GO): serine C-palmitoyltransferase activity; pyridoxal phosphate binding
Source: RefSeq, a predicted model, not a curated record
CCGGUUUAACACUCGUUUUCCUCGAUUUGGUGCCGGACAACAACCACGAGUCAGAGAGUUGGUUACGAUCGAGUAAACCAUACUCGGAAAAAUUAAUCCGGAUCGAAAAGUGAAGAAACAUCAGUGGAAAAUAUUUUCGUAGGGGAUCUUCAAAUGGAUGGAGGGGUGGUUGUCUAGGGGUUUGAGGUACUCUGGAGGCUUUUAAGAAUUGUCUCUGUUGAACCGAAUUGACCCUCGUUUAUCAAUUGACUGUAAUUGAGAAGAGGAAGAGGAGGAUUUCGACUGAUUGAUGGUGAGAUGGCAUUCGGACAGAGUGUCGGCUCUACCCAGGAGGAGGUGAUCCAGAGGGAUCGCAUCGAGGUGGAGAUGGGGGAGAAGAGGGUGAAUGGACACUCGAUGAGCAAGAGCAAUGGACAUAUCAAGAUGGACGGCUGCAGCAGAACGAAAAAACGAAAAGAGGAGCCUCAGCGUUCGGGAGAAUCAUUCGAAGAACCGUCACUAAUUACUAUCGCCCUAACUCACCUCGGUUUUUACAUUCUCAUGCUCCUGGGGAUCAUCAAUAAGCUGUUGUUCACACCGCAAGUGGCCAAGGAGCAGAACAGAAAGGGUUAUCCUCCACUUUACGAUGCCUUCGACACAUUCUACUUGAGAUACGUUUACAGAAGAGUCAGGGACUGUUGGAAUCGACCUAUAUGCUCAGUUCCAGGGGCUAUGGUCACCCUGAAGGAUAGAGUUACUCACGACCACGGUUGGACAUUCCAAUUCACUGGGACUGAGACCCCCUGCAUCAAUCUAGGGUCUUAUAAUUACUUGGGAUUUGCUGAAGCCACUGGGCCCUGUGCUGAUCAGAGCAUCGAGGCUGUCAAGAAGUAUGGACUCUCUACCUGCAGCACACGUCUGGAACUCGGAACCAUGCCAAUACAUUUAGAAUUGGAACGUCUGACUGCCAGAUUUCUGCAAGUUGAGGAUGCCAUUGUAUUUGGCAUGGGUUUUGCAACGAAUGCGCUGAAUCUACCGUCUCUAGUAACAUCAGGGUGUCUUGUACUGAGUGACAUUAAGAAUCAUGCGUCAUUAAUUCUUGGAUUGAGACUGUCAAAAGCUGUCACCAGAGUUUUUGGUCACAAUGACGUUCAACACCUCGAAGAAUGCCUGAGGGAGGCAAUCGCCAAGGGCCAACCGAAUACUGGCGAACCCUGGAAAAAAAUCGUCAUCGUAGUCGAGGGAAUCUACUCGAUGGAAGGCUCUGUGGUUCACCUCCCAGAGAUGAUAGAGUUGAAGAAGAAAUACAAGGCAUAUCUGUACCUGGACGAGGCUCACAGCACUGGGGCCAUGGGGAAGAAUGGGAGAGGAAUAUGUGAUUACUAUGGAGUUGACCCUAAGGAGAUUGACAUCCUCAUGGGAACCUUCACCAAGAGCUUCGGCUCGGCUGGGGGUUACAUUGCUGGCUCCAAGGCCCUCAUAAAUCAUUUACGAGUGCACAGUCAUGCCCACAGCUACGCGGUGUCAAUGUCACCGCCUAUUGCCCAACAAAUUAUAACAUCGAUGACAAUUAUCAUGGGUGAGGAUGGCACGGAUGCUGGUAAAAUUCGUACGAAACAAUUGGCAAGAAAUACGAGGUAUUUCCGACGCAAGCUUCACCAGAUGGGGGUCAUCGUCCUGGGGCACGAGCACUCGCCAGUUAUUCCGAUGAUGGUGUACCUGUACUCGAAGAUUGGACUCGUUGUGCGCACCUUCACGGAGAAUAAAAUUGCUGCUGUGGGGGUGGGAUUCCCUGCAACACCCCUCAUGGCUGGGAGAAUAAGAUUCUGCAUAUCUGCUGCUCAUACUAAAGAACAACUCGAUUAUGUUAUCAAGAAUGUCGAGGAACUUGCUGAUCACAUUGGGUUGAAGUACUCGAGAAAGCUGAGGGACCCUAACCCCAUCGAGUAUUACUCUGAUGAUGAAUCAGAAUAGGGGAAUUUUUGACGAUAUUUUCAUCAUUGGAAAAUGAUUUUUGGGAAUUUAUUCAGUUGUGAAGAGGUAAAGUGGAGAAAUUUAGGGAAGUGGGGAGGAGUCGGUGGGGGGAAAUGUUUAGAGACAUUUUUUGUUGAGAAUUAAAUUGAAUACAAAAAAGCUUCUCGACAUUUCCCUCUAAAUCUCUUCGGGGUAAAAGGUAUUUGAUGUAGGCAGUGGUGUAGUUUAUAACAACGAAAAAUCAAGUUCAUUCAUAGAUAAAUGCCUUAAACAUACAACUGUGCUGAUUUUUUUGAUAGCCAGGAUCAAUAAUUCAUGAACGACUCAGUAGUGAAGUGAUAAGAAUGGAAAUAAGUCGUUUUUUCCAGAUCUUAUUUAGCGAGAAAUUACCAUGGCUAUUUUUUUCAGGAGAAAAUGUCACGUAAAAAAUAUUUUUUUUAAUUUUUAGUCACAGACAAUUAAUGAAACUUUUACUUUUCUUUUUUACUUUUGAAAUUCAAGUAAAUUUUUUUGCUACAUAAUUAUGGUAUUGUCUCAUGAAUGAGGCAAUUUAGAGUAAAAGUACAAAACUUUUUUUCUAGUAAACUUAAUUUUCUGUUUAAGAGAGUCCUUCGACAUUUUUUUCAAUAUCGAAAAUCUGAAUUAUUAAAUAAGUUUUAUCACUUCACUGUAGAAAAAUUCUAGUACAUUCACUGCCUCUCUAUAUUUUAAUUUCAGCUCGUGUAUAAAAUAUCAUAGUAUAAAUACGCAAUCGUCUCAAUGAUCAUUUUAAUAAUUACGUUUUUUAUGCAUGCUAAUUCAGGACAAGGCUCACUCCAGAAUGAUAAUGGAAGGGCAAUUAGUAGAUAAGUUAUCUAAUGGAUUGUUUGAUCGAGGGGACGAAGACUAAUCAAUUCUCCUCAUUUCCAAACAGCCAUUUCGACUUUGAAAUAUGAGAGAAAAAACAUCCCGAUACGUAAUGGUUGAUUAAACAUUAAGGGAACGCUAUUUUGUUUGAAAAAUAAUUGGAUAAAAAAUGAAAAAUUAUUUGUUCGGAAAUUUGAGGAUUUCAGGCUUCAUCCCCUCGAAAUAAGGGACAAUGGAACAAAUCACUACAUUUCAUAUACCUCACAGCAUAAUGAGAUAAUGAACUUGACAAAUAACGAGCACAAAACGGAAUAAAAUUCAGCAAAUAGUGCAUUAAAACAGGAAAAAUUGUCAUCUUCUGAAAAACCGAUUUUUCACUUUCAUUUCGUUUUUAAGAACAUGAGUGAAUGAAUGAUAUUUCUUUUAAAGUAGCUCUACCCUUACGGUAAAUUCAAAGAUUAUUGAAAACUGAAAAAAAAUUGCA